AUGUUUUUGAAAAAGUUGGAAGCCAAAACAAGAGAUUCUCUAUCUCCCGAAGUAGUAUCUGAAAGUGUGGAGAGAUUCAGAGAGGCAAGCAAACAUGGGGACAGAAAGGAAGUGUCUAUGCUUCUUAGGGAAGAAAAUGUAGGAGCCUCGAUUCUUCUGAGCUGCCCCGAAUUGCUAGGGGAAGAUGACCUGAUAGACCUACUUUUUUGUCCAGAUAUCUAUUCGAGAUACAUAAGCGCAGAGAUACUGACAAGAAUCUAUGGGGACAAGAACCACAGAAAGGAGUACAUUUCUUUCUUCAAACAGAUGUUAAAGGAAAACACAUCUUAUGAAGAGAGCAACUAUCUACUAUCUUUGCUAGUAGACCUUCUAUCCUGCAAAUCCAACUCGGAAUUCGACGUUGAGAAGAGGAAAAUGGAGCUCGCAUCCAACAAAAUGUUUAUUGAAAUACUCCACACAUCUGUGUUUGUUAAGGAGAUCCAAUACAAUACGCUAAUGAUCAUUCUUAUAUUCUCCUAUAGCAAAGAGUGUAUUGACAAAAUGAACACUUUGAUCGACGAUGUUGUUAUUAUAGUGAAGGAAAGAGCACGAGAGAAGAUCUUGAGGGUAUGUUAUGGAAUAAUUACCAACAUCCUUGAUAGUGGGUAUAUAUUUUCACCAGGGAAGCUCAACGACAUCUCAAAAUGCACUGAGAUUCUUUUGGAAGGAGGAUAUAGUGAUGAGGAGCUAAUGGCAGAUCUGGAAAAGGUUAGAGCCAAGAUAAUGCAGAGUACAAAGCAGUUUUGCAUACGGAACUACCUCAAUGAGUUGUUUUCUGGAAGGUUUGAAGACUCUGAGUAUCAUCACAAGGAGGAUUUCUGGAGCACCAAUCUUGACAUGCUGAUGAAAAACAAGGUUGAAAUAGUUAAGGUUCUUAAGAAGUAUCUGAAGUCCAAUAAUCCCUCUUGGGUGUGUCUUGCAUGCAGUGACAUCUUCCAGCUAGUGAAGGUAUCCCCAGAAAUCAACACGGUCUUGAACAAGUAUCAAGUAAAAGAAAUACUUUUCAACCUAAUCAACAGUGAAAACGAUGACAUAAGAUUCCAUGCAAUACAGGCAUUAUAUACAUGCAUAUCCUCGGAGUGGAGCUGA
Molecule: messenger RNA, 1128 nt
Organism: Encephalitozoon intestinalis ATCC 50506
Lineage: Eukaryota; Fungi; Microsporidia; Unikaryonidae
Product: vacuolar H+-ATPase V1 sector subunit H
Exons: 1
Coding region: 1-1128 (375 amino acids)
Biological process (GO): proton transmembrane transport
Cellular component (GO): vacuolar proton-transporting V-type ATPase, V1 domain
Molecular function (GO): proton-transporting ATPase activity, rotational mechanism
Source: RefSeq, a predicted model, not a curated record